Molecule: messenger RNA, 529 nt
Organism: Oppia nitens
Lineage: Eukaryota; Metazoa; Arthropoda; Arachnida; Sarcoptiformes; Oppiidae
Exons: 2
Coding region: 2-529 (175 amino acids)
Source: RefSeq, a predicted model, not a curated record
UAUGACGUCAGUUUUUUCUAGCAUUCUCAACUGGUUUUCAUUGUUUUCUCAAUAUAAUAUUCUUUAUAUAAUGGCAACUAUAAUACCGCAGCGAUUAAAACCUAAUAUAAUAUCUCAUUUACUCAACAUUUCACUUAUUAUCUCGUGUUUGGCCACUCUUUUGAUAGCCAUUAGUGGUGAUAAUCCUCAGUAUAUCCAUUACAAUGACAACAAUAACAGUAAUCAGACAAACACUAUGAUUGCUGUCGAGAACUCAAUCGCCGAAAACUAUACAACACUUCGUGUAUUUCACGCCAUUCUCGUACUGACCGCUGACAUCACUUUACUGGUCGGUGUCAUCAUUGGUCACAAACACCGGACCGGUUCCGGUCAUACCAUUGCACUGAUUGUAUUGUUUGUUGUUAUGGUAUUUCUUUUAUGUCGACCGUCGAUGUUCUCCAGUAUUAUACAUCAAAUCAUUUUUAUACUAAUCUAUAUGUUUUGUCUUAUGAUUAAAAGCGAAACAUUAAUAAUCGAUAUUAAAAAAUAA